Messenger RNA from Owenia fusiformis, 2605 nucleotides. NCBI's taxonomy places the organism in Eukaryota, Metazoa, Annelida, Polychaeta, Sabellida, Oweniidae. The record is from the annotation of a GenBank genome assembly.
CUAGCAGAGACGGAGAAACAGAUAACAGUUAUCUAGUUAGCGUCAUGAAAGUUUUUAUUUCACACGAUAACAAGCAAAACAAAUACAAUUUAUGGAGUAGAGAUCAGAUUAAAAUUGCACAAUUGUAAAACUGAGUUAAUAGCUAAUGGCAGAUGAUUUAUCAAAAUAUAAAUAAAGGUAAAAAAGGAUUUAACACUUUACUAAAUUGGGAAGAAAUAGAGAUAAAACAUCAAUAGAUAUGUGAUUUCAUGAAUCUGUGGAAUUUCUCCAACUCAAUACAUCAAGAUGAUAAGGUCAAUCAAAAUUGGAGAACUGUACAAAAAUUUGAAAAAUGGUAGAUAACAUUUGGUUGUUGUAUCAUCAAAUUCCUCACUAAAAUAAUAAAAUAAGGAAGUUGGACAAGUAGAUAUAGCUUUGGGAAGGCUGGUGUUAUGUCACGAAACUGUUGACUCUAAACAUUACAAUUUGCGCAGAAGACAGGAUAGGAAUAUUAUUACAUCAUAAACAUGGAAAGCACAUAAAAAAGCAAGUAAAUCAAACAAAAUAAAUAAAUUAUGAAUAAAAAAAAUGAAACAAAAAUAAAAACAAAGCUGAUGAAAUAGUGACGAAGUGGAUAAUAUUGUAAAAAUACAGCUGAAAUAGUGACAUAGAGACAGAAUGAAAAAGGAACAUAAAUAUUUUCACAAGUGGAUUUUUUAAUUCUCACAAUGGUGAUAUUUCUCGAUUUGUUUUUUCAUUUGAAAGAUUGGACAAUUUAUUGACGUAAUAAAGCAAGAUCGAAAGAAAGAUAAUUUCACCAUGAACACAACAACGAAUACCAUUCCAUCUUAUACGAAUGGAACGGAGACCCUAACAACGAAUCUAUCAAAUGACAAUGAAACAAUCUAUGUUCCGCAACAAGCUAAGUUCUCCACUGAGGUAACUGUGAUACUUAUUAUCAUGACGUCACUUAUGGCACUUUUGACCAUAUUUGGGAACAUAUUGGUGCUAACUGCAUUUACGCUCUAUAAAAAUUUGCGUACAUUUAAUAACUAUCUCGUGCUGAAUUUGGCGGUAGCUGAUCUAAUCUUAGGGGUCCUAUGUAUCCCUCUGUAUAUACCCUACCUCGUGACAGGGACGUGGCCAAUGGGGAGAAUCGCGUGUAAGAUAUGGUUGGUGUUCGAUUACUUAGUGGGCUGUGUCUCAUCCGUGAACAUCAUGUUAAUAUGUAUGGAUCGUUAUUACAGCAUAGCAUACCCUCUGAAACACCGCUUGGCGCAGGAUUCACAUAAAGUUAAACUGAUUUACAUCAUAACACCGUGGUUAGCGGGAUUCAUCACAUACAUGCCUGCUAUUGCAUUCUGGGAUAUGUGGGUUGGGAAUAGCGUCGUUCCAGAUGACCAAUGUUUCGUAGAAUUCUAUAACAACUUAGGUUACUUGUUAUUCAGUCAAGUGAUUGAAUUUUUCAUCCCAUUCACCACCGUGUGUAUCUUGUAUACCCUUAUGUUCAUCAGCAUUAGACGCACCACUAACGGGAACAUGUCCGUCAGGAGGCAUCGCACCGUCAACAACCCUAACUCUGAGAACUCCUACAACUCUGAGAGUCCGUACAAACGAAACAAUGCUAAUAAUAAAUACAACAAAGACACCAGACACAAUACUGAUGGACACAUUACGCAUGGACACUCUACAGAGGUAAGACACGCUACCAGAUUAAACAAUGUGGCAGGUGUCAAUGAGAGCAAAGAAUCCUUAAACUCUUAUACAUCUGUACUUACAAGAUCAACUUUAGUAGGGGAAGGUAAUGAUAUCAGGAACAGUCCAAUAAUUGGAAAGACUCACAAUGACAGGACUCAUAAUGACAAGACCCACAAUGACAAGACUCAUCAUGACAAGACUCAUCAUGACAGUAAUAAUCAAAACAACUUAUUCCCAAGCGCAACGAUAGUUAAAACUCCAAAAAUAGACAAAAUACGGGCAAAAUUUCUCGAUGACAAAAAAGCAGUGAUUUCUUUGAGUAUCCUAGUCGGUGUUUUCGGGAUAUGUUGGAUGCCAUAUGAGAUAGCAGCUUUGAUGAUUUCCCUCUGUCCAACCUGUGUACAUCCCACAGUCUUUGAAGUAGCUUUCUGGUUACUGUGGAUAAACUCAACCAUCAAUCCCUUGCUUUACCCAUUCUUUAACGCAAGGUUUAAACUUGCCUUUAAACGUAUGUUGUGUCCGAAGCUCAUUAAGCAGAAGGGAGUUAAUAAAAGAUCUGAUGUCUCAAAUAUGUUCAAUGGAACUCAUAGGGAAAUCCCCCACUUUGAAGACCAUGGGGCAGUAUUAGAAAAUGUUGUGAUAUUCCACACAGAGACACCUAUUUAUUAACAAUUUCUUCAAUAGACUGGAAUUCAAAUUGGAAAUUAGAUUUUAAUUAAAUGUGUUUAAUGGACAAUGUAUUCAGCAUUAGAGAAAAUAUGUAUAAUUUUUUUUGUGGUGAAACUGUUAAAAAAAUGUAAACAUAAAAUGGUAAUAUAAUGGUGGGCUUAAAUGGUGAAAAUGACAACAAAAUGCAAAUUUCUCUAAAACAAGGCGAAAGUAUGAGCCAUAACCAAUGGUAUAAAUUGUUUUUAUGAUACCAUGGACC